Messenger RNA from Rosa chinensis, 1787 nucleotides. RefSeq names its product citrate synthase, mitochondrial. Gene Ontology annotation, biological process: tricarboxylic acid cycle; citrate metabolic process; carbohydrate metabolic process. Gene Ontology annotation, cellular component: mitochondrial matrix. The transcript has 20 exons. The record is from RefSeq and is a predicted model, not a curated record. The coding region runs from base 110 to 1522 and encodes 470 amino acids. NCBI's taxonomy places the organism in Eukaryota, Viridiplantae, Streptophyta, Magnoliopsida, Rosales, Rosaceae.
UAUUAUUAUUUAUUAUUGGGUUGGUGGCCUUGUCAAAUUUGAUCAUCACACAGAGCUCCAGAAUUUCUGACUGUUGACUCACUGAUUUUUGUGGCCGCAGCAGUCAGCGAUGGCGUUCUUGCGCAGUAGUGUCUCCAAGCUCCGUUCACGUCUCGGCCAGCAGUCUAGUCUCCGUGAUUCCGUCAGAUGGCUUCAAACGCAGACCUCCUCCGAUCUCGACCUUCAUUCUCAGUUGAAGGAAUUGAUUCCAGAACAACAGGAGCGUCUGAAGAAACUGAAGGCAGAGCAUGGAAAAGUGCAAUUGGGCAAUAUCACUGUUGAUAUGGUGAUUGGUGGAAUGAGGGGAAUGACGGGGUUGCUGUGGGAAACCUCUUUACUUGAUCCGGAUGAGGGCAUUCGCUUUAGGGGUUUGUCAAUUCCAGAAUGCCAGAAAGUAUUACCAGCUGCAAAGCCUGGUGGUGAACCUUUGCCCGAGGGCCUUCUCUGGCUACUUUUAACAGGAAAGGUACCAAGCAAGGAGCAAGUAGAUGCAUUAUCCAGUGAAUUGAGGAGUCGUGCCAAAGUUCCAGAUUAUGUGUUCAAGGCCAUUGAUGCUCUGCCUGUUGGAGCACAUCCAAUGACUCAAUUUGCAACUGGUGUUAUGGCGCUCCAGGUUAAGAGUGAAUUCUCGAAGGCAUAUGACAAGGGAAUACCAAAGUCAAAGUACUGGGAGCCAACUUAUGAGGAUUCACUUAGUCUGAUUGCACAAGUGCCGGUGGUAGCUUCCUAUGUGUAUCGAAGGAUAUAUAAGGAUGGAAAAAUAAUACCUGUUGAUGACUCUCUGGAUUAUGGUGCAAAUUUUGCACAUUUGUUAGGAUUUGACGAUCACAAAAUGCAAGAGCUUAUGAGGCUUUAUGUCACCAUCCAUAGUGAUCAUGAAGGCGGGAAUGUCAGUGCUCAUACCGGCCAUUUAGUUGCUAGUGCUCUGUCAGAUCCUUAUCUUUCAUUUGCAGCGGCAUUAAAUGGUUUAGCUGGUCCACUUCAUGGUUUGGCUAAUCAGGAAGUUUUGCUUUGGAUAAAAUCUGUGGUAGAUGAAUGUGGAGAGAACAUAACUACAGAGCAGUUGAAGGACUAUAUAUGGAAAACAUUAAACAGUGGGAAGGUUGUUCCUGGUUUUGGCCAUGGAGUUUUGCGUAAAACAGAUCCACGAUAUACAUGUCAGAGGGAGUUUGCAUUGAAGCACAUGCCUGAUGAUCCUCUGUUUCAGCUGGUGUCCAAGCUUUAUGAUGUUGUGCCUCCCAUACUUACCGAACUAGGCAAGGUUAAAAAUCCCUGGCCCAACGUAGAUGCUCAUAGUGGUGUACUGUUGAACCACUUCGGUUUGACUGAGGCAAGAUAUUUUACUGUUCUUUUUGGCGUCUCAAGGAGUAUCGGGAUUGGCUCUCAGUUGAUAUGGGACCGAGCUCUUGGUCUGCCUCUUGAAAGGCCCAAGAGUGUUACGAUGGAGUCACUUGAAAGUUACUGCAAGAAAGCAGCUUCCUGAAGGCAUGGUUCUGUGAAGGAUUAACCGUUGGUGUAAAAAUAUCAGGCUCUACUGCUUUUAGUUGAGUUGACAGGAAAACUUGGCAUUUUAAGUACUUCGAAGAAAUUUUGAAGAUAGGCAAAUAGUAUUUUACUGCUCUGUCAAUCUUUAUUUGGUUGAUUUUAACCAGUUUGUCUGGGGUGAUGCUCGUCAAUAAACACGUCAAAGUCUCAAUAGAGCUAUUAUGAAUAAAAGGGCUUAAUUGUGUUUCCACAAACUCUUCCAA